Messenger RNA from Acanthosepion pharaonis, 1833 nucleotides. The record is from the annotation of a GenBank genome assembly. NCBI's taxonomy places the organism in Eukaryota, Metazoa, Mollusca, Cephalopoda, Sepiida, Sepiidae.
AUGCUGUCCACGACACUCGGACCGGCCACUGUACUUUUAAUGAUGGCAGGUGCCUUCAACGCUGUCAUGCACACCAGCCUUUGGCAGUCGUAUCUCUUAGCAGUCGGGCCCACAGUUGUCUAUCUUGUCAUGUGUUUUAUUCUUAAAUCCGAUUACCAGUUGACCAUUGGCGCCAUUCUUAGUGCUGUCUAUUCUCUGUUAAUGAUGUCCGUCAUAGUUGGAACAAUGGUACAGGUUGUUGAGGACACAUUUGUCAGCCCCAAUGCUAUAUUUUUACUUAUUCUGCUUGCUGUCUUCAUAAUAUCCGCCAUGUUUCAUCCACAAGAGUUUUUGUGUUUGUUAUCAGGAGCCUUGUAUUUCCUCUGCAUUCCAUCUGGUUAUGUCCUUUUAAUUGUUUACGCUAUGUGUAAUAUGCAUGUGGUUUCUUGGGGAACCAGGGAAAAAGCGGCUCAGGUAAACAGGCCUGAUCCCGAAAAAGAGAAAGUCUCCCCAAAGAGUAGCCUUAUGUCAUGGCUAGUCCGGAAGGAAGAGGAAGACACCUGUUGUCCAAGCAUUGUACGAUUCUUUCGGCGUCUCUGUGGCGGACGACACAACACAGAUGUCAAUACAGAGAUCCUGCGAUGCGUCAUGGAGAAACUUGACAAAGUCGAAGCAGGGGUCAAGUCAGUGAACACUUCAACGAACGGAUCUCGACGACGAGGAUCCUCAUCUCGCUCGAGACGUUCACGUCGCUCCAACAUUGGAAAUAUUGAAGAGGAAGACAUGGGAAAUGACGAGAGUGGUGACGAUACGACAAGCACAGAUGAAGAUUUGGAACUGGAAGAAAUAAGGGACCCACUGGUCAACCCGAAAUGGCUGGAGGAUGUCAGCUUGGGUAAUGGAGAAAUCAAAUAUUUGCCUGAACAUGAAAUCGGUUUCUGGCAGCAGUGCAUCGCCAAAUAUCUACACCCGAUUUCCGUCGAUAAAAACCAUCAGGCUCAAGUUGCCACUGACUUAAAAUCAAUGCGUAACAACGUUGCCUUUGCCUUUUUUAUGCUGAAUGCUUUUUGGAUGAUUAUUAUCUUCAUGCUUCAAAGCGUCAAAGACAAGGUAAGCAUCCCGAUUCCAAGACCUGGUCAAGAUCCUCUACCCAUCGAACCUCUAGGUUUGGUAUUCCUUGUGUUUUUUGCCUUCAUCCUCAUUCUGCAGUUCGGGGCUAUGCUGAGGCAUCGAUACGGUACUCUUUUGCAUAUCUUAGCGUCAACCGAGCUUCGCUGCUGCCGGAAGCGAUACGACCCGAAGAAGCACAUUGAAGAGGCUGUAGAAUACGCGCGCGUGCUCCAAAGGCUUUACGGAAUUGAUGAUGACACAGAUCAAGACCUCGACUACUCCAGCUCGCAAGACAGUAAGAGUAACCUUCACCGAAGUAGUGCACUUUCAGACAUCGAUCCUCUAAACUGCAGUGGAAUUUUUGGGUCCUCAGGCCGGGGUACAACAACCACUGUGCUUACAAACUUAGACCCUCUCUUCCCAGCCGUAUACGACAACAUGGGCUACACUGCUUCCAACGGAAAUCUGGCCUUUGACGAACGGGCAUCAUCUCGACGAACAGACAAAGAUCGUGGAUUUGGUCCGUCGAAAAGGAGUCGGAAUCGUCAGAAAGGGAGACAUACAGAUAAGAAUAGUACCCUCCGCAGGGCGUUUGUACGCAGGUACACAAGACUGAUGCGACAGCAGUCAACGCCAAGCCAAAGUAUAUCGAUGAAAGUUGAUCAGGCAAACCGAAGAGAUCGGCCCUCUAUUAGAACUCAAGACGAGACGUAUACACCACAAUUCAACCAACUUAACAGAUGA